Pantherophis guttatus is the source of this 3009-nucleotide messenger RNA. It is a transcript of the gene ELK4, whose product is annotated as ETS transcription factor ELK4. The record is from RefSeq and is a predicted model, not a curated record. Gene Ontology annotation, biological process: regulation of transcription by RNA polymerase II; cell differentiation. Gene Ontology annotation, cellular component: nucleus. Gene Ontology annotation, molecular function: sequence-specific DNA binding; DNA-binding transcription factor activity, RNA polymerase II-specific. NCBI's taxonomy places the organism in Eukaryota, Metazoa, Chordata, Lepidosauria, Squamata, Colubridae.
UGUUCCGGAGUAAAUGCCUGGUCGGCCAGGCUGGUCUUGCCACUCGGCUUCUUCUUGUUUCGGUUUUGCCCGCAGAGAGAGAUGGGCAGCCAGAUUUUGAGUCUCCGCGGAGGCCGCUGGCCAUGAAAGGCGGGCACUCGGCAGGGAGCAGCUCAGCACCUGCCAUUGCACAGGAACGGCUUGGCGCGGGAGGGGGCUGUCCGCCUGGAACCUCAGAUGUGGCUUCUGAAACUAGCUGGGAUCUUCCUAACCGACUUCAAGUCUUCAUAUUCUGUUGUCAUGGCUCUUCUGGAAUCCACUGUGCUCUCCUUCAUACACUUCUAGUUAUUGCCUUUAUGACAAGUACUCUACCCGAUGCUGACCAUGCAUGAUCCUGAUUCCUCUUUCACAACUUUGUCUGUAACCUGGAGGAUUGAGUACCAAAGUGAAAAUCCAUUUAUACCUGCUGCCUUCCAGAUGUUUGGAUUCACAGCUUUUGGAAAUCCUUAUCAUUGGCCUUACUGGCUGGGGCUGCUGGGAUCUGAUGUUCAUUAGACAUGUGGAUUUUUGUAGAAGUUCAUUGCUAUGGACAGUGCUAUCACCUUGUGGCAGUUCCUUUUGCAACUUCUUCAGGAAUCUCGGAAUAAGGACAUUAUUUGCUGGACCUCAAAUGAUGGAGAAUUCAAACUUUUGCAAGCAGAAGAGGUAGCCCGCCUUUGGGGAAUCCGUAAAAACAAGCCCAGCAUGAACUAUGACAAACUCAGUCGUGCACUCAGAUAUUAUUACGUAAAGAACAUCAUCAAAAAAGUUAAUGGUCAAAAGUUUGUUUACAAGUUUGUAUCUUACCCAGAGAUUUUGAAUAUGGAUCCACUGGUUGUUGGCAAGAUUGAGGGUGAAGCUGAGGCACAGGCUGGCUUUGUUGAUACUAGCAACUCUACAAAGGACAUUGAAACUUAUGGGAAAGAAAAGCAUCAGGCCAGUGUGAAAUCCUCCAGUCGCAAUGACUAUAUCCACUCAGGCCUGUAUUCUUCAUUUACUUUGAACUCUCUUAAUUCCUCCUCUUGUACAAAACUGUUUAAGAUGGAGAAUUCAGCUGAGAAGCUGACAGAAAAAAGAACUCAGGAUUCAACACCUUCAGUCAUAAAAUUUGUAACCAUGUCCUCCAAAAGGCCUUCUGUGUCUCCCCUUGCCUCAGCUACUCAACUGACCUCUACUAUCUCAGCUGCCUCUAUCGUACCUUCAGGUUCAAAUGAACAUCUCCAGGCCAUGGAACCUCUAGCAAAAUCUAAAUGUGCAGCCACUGAAAGUUCAGCAUCUUUGCCAGGCUUGACUUCUAAUUUUAAUUCUACAUCUCCUGCAACCUCCACAUCUCCUCGUCUCAAAGUUCCAGCCAAAUCUCCUUUGCCACCUUUAAAUUCUAAUUCUGAUCUGGUUAUAGACACAGAAACUGAGUCUGUAGUUUGCCAGCAGUUAGAGCACUUUCAGAAUCAAAUCUUGGAGGUUAAAGAGAUGAGUUCCUCCAUUUUUGAAAAGAAUCUUCGUCAUAGCAGAACUAGAAAGCCCAAAGGACUGGAGAUUACUCCCACUCUGGUUAUUACUGGUAGUGACCCCAGUCCACUGGGAAUACUGAGUCCUUCUCUACCAACUGCUUCUCUUACACCAGCACUUUUUUCACAGACACCUAUUUUACUGACACCAAGCCCCUUGCUCUCCAGUAUCCAUUUUUGGAGUACUCUCAGUCCAGUUGCUCCUCUCAGCCCAGCAAGAUUACAAGGUGCUAAUACCCUCUUCCAGUUUCCAUCAGUGCUGAAUACUCACGGACCAUUUACUCUGUCAGGAAUGGACGGCCCUUCCACUCCUGGCCCUUUCUCCCCAGAUUUGCAGAAGACUUAACAUACGGCCUUUUGAAAAUGGACAGCUUGGACUAAAAAGAGGAAGAGGUUUUAUUAAAAAUGCUGCAAUCCAGGUUUUAAGAGACAGUUUUUAAUUCCAUAGAGACAAUUUAAAGUGACUUGGUUUUUGCUAUUCCCAGUUCAGAUGCCUUUGCAAAAUUCUCUUUAAGACAUAAGAGAAUUCAUAAGGAAGUGCCUUGAUUGUGGAGAUUCUUCUCUAGAGUUUCUCUCUCCUCCUGUUCCUUACUGCUUCUUUUGAAUGAAGAAGGCUUCUUUUAACAAAGAACACACUUUUGUAUUAUAAUGAGGUAUUGGACAGAACAGCCAACUGAUAUCAGAUGGUUUUUGACUGUUAUCCAUCCAUUCCUUUGCUUUUUGUUUUUUAUGUCAAAAUAUUAUUUCAUGGAAGCUGGCAUUCCAAGAAAUACUUGGAAAGUGAAUAAAAAGACUUAUUUUUUUACAGUGAAUUCCAAUGACCUUAAAAAGUUUUAGCAUUGCAACUUACAGUAGUGUAGAGUUGAGCAAAAUUUUAAGAAUGGUUGCUAUGGAUAAGAAAAAUCUUUUUUCUUUGGCAAAAACGUCAGUUCAUCCUCACAUAAUAGAAUGGUAUUUUGUAUGCUUGAAUGGCAUAGUUAUGCAUAGAUCAUGGAUUGAAUUGCUUUGAUCUUCCAAAAAUAUUUAAAGGUGUUAAUAUUUGAUAAGCCAAGUCAAGAAAAAUAAAAGCAAAUCCCUUGUUGUUUAAUAAACAAUUUAACAGGUUGAGCUAAUUAAAGAAACUUGCAGUGGAUUUAUGGUGGCACUGGAUUAAUAAGCAUUUAUUUGACAUGCAGUGAGUUAUUGUUGUCUUGCUUCUUGUUAAUGUACAUAAGUGUGACAUUUGAGAAGUGAACAUUUAUUGUUUGUUCUUUUUCCCUCAAAGAGGGAAAGAGACACACCUUCUCUUGGCCUACUGCAUAUCUAGGUGUUCUUUUAAAUAUAAAUGGAUUGACGUUUUGAAUGUUCAAGUCUUUAAAAUUAAAAAUGUGCCAUUAUUAGAAAGUACUCUGACUAAUUAAAUGUUUGAAACUGGAGGGAGAAAGCAUAAAGUGGCACAUGCUGUUUGAAAUCUAAAAGGAGUAAAAUGUGGUUCUAGCCUGAA